Molecule: messenger RNA, 1462 nt
Organism: Episyrphus balteatus (marmalade hoverfly)
Lineage: Eukaryota; Metazoa; Arthropoda; Insecta; Diptera; Syrphidae
Product: chitinase-like protein Idgf4
Exons: 3
Coding region: 85-1407 (440 amino acids)
Biological process (GO): carbohydrate metabolic process; chitin catabolic process
Cellular component (GO): extracellular region
Molecular function (GO): chitin binding
Source: RefSeq, a predicted model, not a curated record
GCGUUGUUUAAAAUCAGUCUUAAUUGAGUCGCGAUUGAGUACGUUUGCUAAAUCUAGUGAUUGUUACUGUUUUAUUUGGUCAAAAUGAAACUCUUCAUUUUGUUCGCUACUCUGCUAGUAGGCGUAAUAGGUGUUAACGUUUCUACCGCAGAUAAUCCUGCACCAAGAUUAAUCUGCUAUUAUGAUUCAACUAGUUUGAUUCGUGAAGGUCUUGGUAAACUUACCACAACCGAUUUGGAACCAGCAUUACAAUUCUGUUCGCACAUGGUUUAUGGUUAUGCUGGUCUACAUAAUGACAACAGCAAACUUAUCAGUUUGAAUCAAAAUCUAGACUUGGACGCUGGAAAAGGACAUUUCCGUACAAUAACCAAUUUCAAGAAAAAAUACCCCCAUUUGAAGAUCCUGCUAGGUGUUGGUGGUGGACGCGAUGAAAAUCCAGAAAAAUAUCUUUCCAUGUUGGAAGCAAGUGUGAAUCGUAUGGCUUUCAUAAAUAGUGCACAUGCUUUGGUGAAAACUUACAAUUUCGAUGGCAUUGAUUUGGGUUGGCAAUUCCCUCCAAAUAAGCCAAAGAAGAUUCGUGGUAGCAUUGGUAAAUUCUGGAAGGGAUUUAAGAAAAUUUUCAGCGGAGACUCUGUGUUGGACGAGAAGGCCGAAGAACAUAAAGAAGAAUUCACAGCAUUGGUUAGAGAGUUGAAGAAUGCUUUCCGUCCUGAAGGAUUUUCAGUGUCAUUGACUGUUUUGCCAAAUGUAAACAGUUCAAUUUUCAUUGAUGUUAACGCCAUCGUCAACUACUUGGACUUUGUUACCCUGGCUGCAUUUGAUUUCCAAACACCCACCCGUAAUCCCAAGGAAGCUGAUUUCCCUGCACCUUUGUAUGAACUCAACGAACGUAACCCUGAACAUAACGUCAACUAUCAAGUGCAAUACUGGUUGAAUGGUCAUUGCCCAGCUACUAAAAUCAAUGUGGGAAUUGCAGCUUAUGGUCGCGCAUGGAAAAUGUCAUCGGACUCUGGCAUCACUGGAGUGCCUCCAAUUCCAGAAACCGAAGGCGAAGCCCCAGCUGGUCUUUCAAGUCUUACGCCAGGAUUUUUGAGCUGGCCAGAGGUGUGUUCUAAAUUACCUAAUCCAUCGAAUUCACAUCUUAAGGGUGCAGAUGCUCCUUUGCGUCGUGUUGGCGAUCCAACUAAACGUUUUGGUACUUAUGCUUAUCGUAUCCCUGAUGACAAUGGUGAGCAUGGUAUGUGGGUGGGUUACGAGGACGCUGAUACAGCUGGCAAUAAGGCAAGCUAUGUUCGCGCCAAGGGACUUGGUGGAAUAGCUCUGUUCGAUUUAUCUCAUGAUGAUUUCGGUGGAAGAUGCACUGGCGACAGAUAUCCUCUAUUGAGGGCAGCUAAAGCUAGAUUGUAAAAUAUUCUUUUGUAAUUAUUAAAAAAAAAAUAAAAUAAAAAUUUUUUAAAGACAA